AUGAAUAACAUUUAAGGAUAUGGAUUAGAUAAGCCAUCAGUUAGAUUACACUAAGCACCUGGAGGAAAUUCAUCGAUCUCAUUUGGAGAUUAUACUCCUUAAUAGCAAGCACCUAAACCUUUAGGAAGAAAACAAGUCAAUCAACCUCCUGUUUAAUAAUAAUAAUAAUCGGAUGUUAAAACAUCAGUCAAAGUUAGAAAUCCUCCAGGUGGCAGAUCAUAAAUUUAGUUUGGAUGAGUAUAAAUAAUAUAAAUU
Paramecium tetraurelia is the source of this 255-nucleotide messenger RNA. RefSeq lists its product as uncharacterized. The record is from RefSeq and is a predicted model, not a curated record. Lineage: Eukaryota; Ciliophora; Oligohymenophorea; Peniculida; Parameciidae. The transcript has 2 exons.